AAAAUAUUCAGUUAUUGUUUGUUGGACGUGUUUGGGAAGACACAGAAAACAGAGGAGUGUUCUUUAAGACCUUGACUCGCAGUUGUACCUAUGAUAUACAGUACAUCAGGGUACAAAUGUACAGCUGUUGUCGUUGCAUUGUGGGAUUGGCUAGCGGCAGAGGAGGAGGUGAACACUUCGCUGGACGUUCAGGCCUGUAGGAAACCGGCACGAGCUGCUUCACAAGAAGAAGCGCGCGUUUUUCCACUCGCAGACUUUUGGUUUCCUUUAAUUGACUGUCAGUAUGUCGUCUAUCUUGGGACUCGUCGCCAAACAGCUUAAGAGCCACCCAGCUGUAAGUAAAUUAAACUGUAUUUUAUUUCAAUGCGUGGUCGACUAGGUGACAUUGAAAACGAAAGGAGGAGGACGUGCGUAGGCAUGCGCGCGUGCUCCCCUAUCACACCCUUAUUAUCGGAUGCGUUUUGUUAUAGCUAUUCGUUUACUGAUGUUUCCACUUAGAUGUACUAAAUAACAACGAUUUUAAAUCAAUAAAGGCAUAUUCAUUUACAGUGACUCCACAACCUCUCAUAUGCCUCGACAUAGCUGUUGAAAAAAUAGAUGACAAAGGCAUUUUCAACACCAGACAUCCUCAUUUAAGACUAGAUUUACCUUUCUGCCUCUUCCUUUCUUAACCGUAUAUUUAUAUUUUCGUUUUCCUCUCUUUUGGGGAGUUCUUUUUCUAAAUGGGCUUUUAUUUUGUUGGCUGUCACCCUCUAAGCUUCAUAAAACGCUUUUCGCAGUUUAAAUAAUGACGCCACCUGCUCAUGGUGGGUUAAAACAAAGGCAAAUAUUAUAGGGUGAUGGGGAUAAAAAUAACGAGUAACUGUAUAGUGUGCUCUACUGUUCUCUACACAGCCAUACGUGUAGGGCUCUAAAGCACGUACACUGUAUAGUUUCCAUACUGGCAUGACUCAAUGCUAUAGAGCAAUGCGGGAGGGAGAGAGAGAGUGUGUUUAUCUACGAAAGGGGGUUAGACAGGGUGCUUUAUGGCUGAGUCUGUAUUAAUAGAUCACUGGUUACAAAUGUUUUGUCCUUCAGUGGGAGUGGAAGCUUCCCUAGUUUUUUUUUCUUAAUAAAUUUAUCUUUGCCUUCUAAAGAUCUGCCAUUUGGAGUUGUUGUAGGAUUCAUAUGUGUUCCCUUUGAAAUGGUAUGCUAUACUUAUUUUAAGCUCCUGAGAUCAAACAUAAGGUCACAAACCAAAUGACAAAUUUGGGGGUCAAAUUAUGACUGACACAACAGAAAUUUGAUAUACUUUAUUAUUUUCAUCAUGUCUCUCAGUAAAUUUGGAAUUAUUCCUAUUUUCAAGUAAAACAGCCGACAAGCUGAGAAAAUGGGUCACAUUUAGAAAGCCAUUCAGAUCUCAAAUUUCUCCUGACUAAUGAGUAAAACUAAACCUUUAUGAAAAAAAUGACCCCAGAUUGGGUACAUUAUAAUGUGUUUAUCUCUCUACCUCUAGCUCAUCCCCCUCUUUGUUUUCAUUGGUGGCGGGGCAACGAUGAGCAUGAUGUACCUGGGUCGGCUGGCUUUGAAGAACCCUGAUGUAUCGUAAGUCACUUCAAGUGUGUAGAGUUUAACAUUUUAUUUAAUGCACGAUCAUGAACUUUUCCUACUUUUGCCUCCAGAUGGGAUCGUAAGAACAACCCUGAGCCAUGGAACAACAUGCAGCCUGACCAGCAGUACAAAGUAUGAGCCCUCAGACAUAGAUUGCUUUAAUAACUUAUACACUGACUCAAGGGAUGCACUUUUUACUAAAAUACUCUUAUCUGAUGUUGACUUCCACUGAUCAGAUGAUUAUUAAAAAAAACAUGAAUUGUGCUUUAGAAGAGAAAACUUUCUAAAAGCUAAUUGUAUUCUGUGAAAAAUGGCAAUAUCAUGUUAAAGACACAUGUAAAAGAAACAUGCAACUUUGCAAUAACAGUGAUAAACUAUGAUCAACUGUAAACAUCUAUUUCAGUGUUGUAUACACUAUUGAGGGUAAGGCAUUUCAAUGCAUGACACAGGUCAAAUCAAAUCAGUCAAUAUCUGUGAUGCAUAUUUCUUUACAUACAAAAGUGCUUAUUUAGAUUUAAAGUGAAAACAUAUUUGUGUAGGAUGAGCCAUAUCUGUUCUGUUAUCUUGCCUCAAAGUCCAAACCUGCUCACUCAUACUGAUUGUGUGUAUUGUUUGUGUCUUCCAGCUUUUCACAGUUAACAUGGACUACUCCAAGCUGAAGAAGGACAGGCCUGAUUAUUAAAUCAUCAUGUACACCACUGCCUUUGAUAUUGUUGUCAGAGUGACGAUACUUUGCACUUUUUUGCCAAAUAUACAACAGGCUCAUGACACUGAAUGAAGGUUAAAUCACACACUGUGUGCUGCAUUUAUUAAACCUGUUAAUUUCCAUUAUUAAGGGGAAAGGGAUCAUUCAGAUAUCUAUGACUGUACAAAUAAAACAGGCAACCACCUGUUUUAUUGAUUGAUGAAUUUAUUUUUGUCUUCAUUAUAAAUUAUUAAAACUGUAAAUUGCACCACU
Messenger RNA from Xyrichtys novacula (pearly razorfish), 2548 nucleotides. The record is from the annotation of a GenBank genome assembly. NCBI's taxonomy places the organism in Eukaryota, Metazoa, Chordata, Actinopteri, Labriformes, Labridae.